Messenger RNA from Glycine soja, 781 nucleotides. RefSeq names its product photosystem II 5 kDa protein, chloroplastic-like. Bases 283 to 588 code for a protein of 101 amino acids. NCBI's taxonomy places the organism in Eukaryota, Viridiplantae, Streptophyta, Magnoliopsida, Fabales, Fabaceae. The transcript has a single exon. The record is from RefSeq and is a predicted model, not a curated record.
AGGAAAUGGAAAUGGCAAAGCCAGUACAAUCCUCAUGUUUCUGAUCCUUCUUAUUAGCAUCUACAAACGCCCCAGGACCACUAGGCUCCACUAUAUUAUCAAUUAUUCAACGUGGCAAUAACUUAUUGGUCAUUUCAUGAAAGAGAUAAGAUAUUGCAUGGUCCUACCACCAUGCCCUUUUUUUUUGUGAUUUACGUUCCAUAUAUUCAUCCUUUGGUCCAACUACUUGCACCAUAGCAAGUAGCAAGGAGACUAGUUCUGUAUUCAGAUUACAUUGCAAAAAUGGCAUCAUUCACCAUGACAGCUUCUAUCUUUGGCUGCCCAGCUGUCACCAAACGGUCGGCAGUGGCUGCGCAGAGGAGAUUACUCGUAGUGAGUGCUGCCAAAGCUGAAGGGGAAAAGGUCAGUUAUGACAACAAUGAUAGCAAUGGAAGGAGGAACUUGAUGUUCGCUGUGGCUGCUGCUGCUGUUUUCUCUGUUGCUGGGAUGGCAGUGGCAGAUGAGCCUAAACCAGGAACCUCAGAAGCCAAGAAAAAGUAUGCCCCGGUUUGUGUCACCAAUCCUACAGCUAGGAUUUGUCGCAAUUGAGGAUCUCCUGUUUCAUUUUACCUCUGAUGAUCGGAAAUGUACGUUGGGGAUGUAGUAAUGUUUUUGAUUUAAUAUGAUCCUCAUUGUACUAGAUGUUCAUAAAACUAUCCACUUUGCUUUGUCUAUUUGGUGUCUCCAGUUUAAUGGUUAACCAAGGAAUUGAUGGCGCUUAAGUAACAUUAUUUUCCCUUUU